Molecule: messenger RNA, 1954 nt
Organism: Pelagomonas calceolata
Lineage: Eukaryota; Pelagophyceae; Pelagomonadales; Pelagomonadaceae
Source: the annotation of a GenBank genome assembly
CCUCAGCCUGUGCCUAGCGGAGUGGGAGAAACCAAAAUGAGCAACGCCGCAUUUUGGUUUUUGAGAGCUUAAAACGGGCCGUGUGCGCAACGCCAGGCUGUAAUAAUUGAUCAGUGCUCUAGCACGACUGUGAACUCACUCUGGAAACAACGACGCCGUCUCUCGGCAGCGCUACUGCGCCAUCUCACUGCCGCACUGUCUAGGCUGCUUUGCCCAGGCGUGCUGUUGAAAGCCUCCGCGGAGCAACAGCGCUGCCGCCGUAGUAGCGGCACCACACGUAGACGCUAAGUCGCACGCGUCGCCGUCGUCGCGAGCUCCCGACGCCUUGCACGCGCCCAUGGCCACGGCCGCGCCCGCGCCGAUCCAGGCGGAGUCGACCGAAGAUAGGCUGACGGAGCGGGUCACGCAGCUCCACGACAGCGACAGCGACGAGGACGCCGAGGCCGUCAUUGACGAGGCAGUUGCCGAGGAAGACGACUCGGACGAUGACUUCUCGGUAGAAGACAGCGACGAGGACGACGAGGCCGAUGAUGCCGCCGACGAGGCCGACGACGAGGACGACGCACCGACGGCCAUCGACACGGGCGGCUACGACGCCGACGACGAGGACGACGUGCCGAAGGCCAUCGCACCGAUGGCCAUCAACGCGGGCUACGACGCCGACGACGAGGACGAUGCGCCGAGGGCCAUCGACGUGGGCAAGCGGAAGAAAAGGUCGCUCCUAGUGCAGGACCCCGUGUCUAUGUUGUACAAUCUAGGCGAAGCUUUGGUUGCUGUGGUCCAAGGGGCUCCUUUCGAUGCGGACACGCACAAAAUACUCAACUACUUAGCAUUUGACCUCGAAAAACGCAACGUCGAUACAACCGUUUCCGACCUCCUGAGCCGCGACUGCAUAGAGCCGGAAAAACCACCGGAUGGUUUGGUGAUCAACUUCAGCCCUCACGUGCUGGACGCAGCCACAUUAGCGUGGCGGGAAGUGCAUUUUGGGGAGCAGCCGACGAGCUUUGAGGGCUGGAGCGCUCUGGAGUGGAUUCUUUAUAGUAGAUCUAAAACGAUACCCUGGUAUCCGCGCGGGAUGCACCGGUUCAAAUGUAGAGGUUCGGGCGGCGGCCGCAGACGUCGAAGGCGCCGAAGCCGGGCUGCCAAGGACUCGGUAUAUAAGACGCGCCAGUUCUGGACGGCCGACGAGGAGCAGGCCGUCAAGCGCGGCGUCCGGCGCUACGGCCGCGAGUGGGCCGUGAUCCGCGACAACUGUCCCACGCUCAAGGAGAGCGGGCGCUCGGACGGCGACAUCCGCGACAAGUGGCGCAACAUGGUGGAGAAGGACCCGACGCUCGUCGAGUCGGUCCGCGCGCCGGUCCCCGCAGCGCCGCCGGCGCCGGCGCCCGCCACACCGGCGGAGGAGGAGGAGGAUGACGAGGUGGCGCCGCCCGUGCCGAAGCGCAGCCGCAUCGCCUCCCAGUACGGGAGCCCUCUUGUCCGAGGCGCGGCGCGGCGCGGCCGGACCUUCCCCGUCCAUUCCUUAGCGGAGUGCCUCGCCUCGGACAAAUUCAGUAUACUAGAAAAGUGGACCUUGGAACAUGCGUCAAAACCGUAUCCGACGUCGCAAGAAAAGCAGAACCUCGCGGAACAGUGCGGCCUCGAGCGCGGUUCCGUGGACCACUGGUUUAGGAAUAUGCGCAAGCGCAAGUUCUUCCACCUCGAGAGAGGGUCAAGACCCCCAGAAGACGCCUUCGAGACGCAGCUCCUCGCGUUCAUGAGGGCCGAGGGUAUGAAGCCGCCGGCCGUCCCCGUCGUCGCCGCGGCGCCGGAGCGCGCGCGGCGCGUGGUCACGCCGGAGCCCGUCGCGCCGCCGGCGCCCGCGGCGGCGCCGUCGUCCGAGCCGGCGUCAGACGAGGAGGUGCCCGAGAUCUGCAUCCCGUACAGUGUCGGGGGGAAAAGGGUACGGAGAUAA